Messenger RNA from Rhinolophus ferrumequinum (greater horseshoe bat), 6651 nucleotides. RefSeq names its product kinesin family member 26A (gene KIF26A). The record is from RefSeq and is a predicted model, not a curated record. Lineage: Eukaryota; Metazoa; Chordata; Mammalia; Chiroptera; Rhinolophidae. The coding region runs from base 121 to 5646 and encodes 1841 amino acids. The transcript has 16 exons. Gene Ontology annotation, molecular function: microtubule motor activity; ATP binding; microtubule binding. Gene Ontology annotation, biological process: microtubule-based movement.
CCAACUUCGGAGCGACCAGCGGCUAUGGGGGCACCCCCGGGCCGGAUCACGUAGUGGCGGCGCCCCCGGACAGCCCGCGCGGCCCCGAAGCUCCCGCCCGGCCUUUCCUGCGUCCCGGCCAUGGGCGGCCGCGGCGUCCCCCUGUACGCGGCGCAACCCGCGGGGACCGAGGGCGGCCCGGUGCGCGAGCCGCUGCAGCUGCUGGAGGUGUCCCCCCGCAGGAGGCUGCCCGCCGGGCCCGAACAGGACCCAUGUGGCAGCCGCCCUGCUCCCGAGGGCGCCGGGGCCGGCGCAGAGCAGGGCCACUCUGCCGGCGGAGGCAGCUGGUGCCGCCACUGCCACACGAAGCUCGCCGAGCUCAAGCGACAGGCGUGGAAGCUGGUCAGCGGGCCCGGGACACCCCUCCGGGACCCUUGCCUCUCAGCUCUGCUUCUCGACAAGCUCUCAGUGCCUGGGGCCCUGCCGGCAUGCCGUCCGGAGGCAGAGCGCCGCUGCGACGUCUGUGCCACCCACUUGAACCAGCUCACGCUGGAGGCCCUGCGGCUGCUACAGGCACCUGCCAGCUGCGAGGACCUUGACAACCCUCAUGGAGGCCCUGGCGUUGCACCUCCCAGCCCCGGUGCCAUGACCAGCUCAAGGGAUGUACCGGUGCCAGCAGGGAGGCAGCCGGGCCGAGCAGCGCCAGACAGGAGGAAGGGACUGGCCUGGCCAUCGGGGCCCAGUGUCCAGGUGUCGGUGGCACCUGCUGGCCUGGGCGGGGCACUGAGCACUGUCACUAUCCAGGCCCAGCAGUGCCUAGAGGGCAUGUGGAGUGUCUCGAGGGUCAACAGCUUCUUGCCACCAUCGUGCCUGGCGGAAGCUGCGGUGGCUGCGGUGGCAGUGGCAGACACAGUCCGAGACGGCCCCCCCGCCGUGGGCCCUGAUGGAGUGUCAAAGACGUGGGGCCGCGGUGGGGCCUGCAGAACGGCCCUGGUCACCCCGGCCCCGAGCUCCCUGGCGGGGGGCUCCACGGGCCCGUCGACUGCAACCUCCUUUUUCGUCAGGGCCGCCCAGAAGCUCAGCCUGGCCUCCAAGCGCAAGAAGCCCCACCCUCCGCCGGCCCCUGCCACCCGUGGCACCUCCACCUACCCCACGGACUUCAGUGGGGUCUUGCAGCUGUGGCCACCCCCCGUACCCCCAUGCUUGCUCAGGGCCGCCUCCAAGGUCAAGGACAACCCCAGCAGUGUCGGAAAGGUGAGGGUCAUGCUGCGAGUCUGGCCGGCUCAGGGGGCCCAGCGCUCAGCCGAGUCCACAUCCUUCCUGAAGGUGGACCCACGGAAGAAGCAGGUGACCCUCUAUGACCCGGCUGCCGGGCCCCCAGGCAGCGUGGGUCCCCGUCGCACUGCCGCCACCUUGGUCCCCAGGCUGUUUACCUUCGAUGCGGUCUUUCCCCAGGACUCAGAGCAGGCUGAGGUCUGCUCCGGGACUGUGGCUGAUGUGCUCCAAUCAGUGGUCAGUGGGGCUGACGGCUGCGUUUUUUCCUUCGGCCACAUGAGCCUUGGCAAGUCCUACACUAUGAUCGGGACGGACAGCUCGCCCCAGAGCCUGGGCGUCGUGCCCUGCGCCAUCUCCUGGCUCUUCAGGCUCAUCGACGAGCGCAAGGAGAGGACAGGCACCCGCUUCUCGGUCCGCGUCUCAGCCGUGGAGGUGUGUGGCCAGGACCAGAGCCUGCGGGAUCUGCUGGCCGAGGUAGCCUCUGGCAGCCUCCAGGACGCCCAGUCUCCAGGCGUGUACCUGCGGGAAGACCCCGUCUGUGGGGCACAGCUCCAGAACCAGAGUGAGCUGCGGGCGCCCACGGCCGAGAGAGCAGGCUUCUACCUGGACGCAGCCCUCGCUGCCCGCAGCACCAGCCGUGCCGGCUGCAGUCAGGACGCCCGGCACAGCUCCCACCUGCUCUUCACGCUGCACGUCUACCAGUAUCGCAUGGAGAAGUGCGGCAAGCGGGGAAUGUCUGGAGGCCGCAGCCGCCUGCACCUCAUCGACCUGGGCAGCUGUGAGGCGGUGCCCAGCCGGGGCGAGGAGGCCCCCGGGGGCCCCCUGUGUCUGUCGCUGUCUGCUCUGGGCAGUGUCAUCUUGGCUCUGGUCAGUGGAGCCAAACAUGUGCCCUACAGGGAGCACAGGCUCACCAUGCUGCUGCGAGAGUCCCUGGCCACCGCCAGCUGCCACACCACCAUGAUCGCCCACGUGUCGGAUGAGCCGGCCCGCCACGCCGAGACACUCAGCACUGUGCAGCUGGCCACCCGAGUCCACCGUCUGCGCAGGAAGAAGCUCAAGUAUGCAUCCAGCUCCUCGGGCGGGGACAGCUCCUGCGAGGAAGGCCGUGCCCAUCGUCCCCCUCCCCUGCGACCCUUCCACCCCCGCUCCGGGGCCCCGGACCCUGACUGCCUCGCCCCCAGCUCGCCCGGCGACCCCGACUACUCGUCCAGCAGCGAGCAGUCCUGUGACACAGUCAUCUACGUGGGGCCCAGUGGAGCGGCGCUGUCGGACCGCGAGCUCACAGACAAUGAGGGCCCGCCUGAUUCUGUGCCCAUCAUCCCGGCACUGAGCUGCCCGCCCUCCCGGGGACCUCGAGAUGCUGACCACUUCCGCUGCAGCACGUUCGCAGAGCUGCAGGAGCGGCUGGACUGCAUCCACAGCACAGAUGGAGCCCCGGCUGGCUUGGCCUGUGGGGGCAGGAAGCCCUCGAUGCCCGAGGCCACGGCCCCCAGGACGGCGGUAGGCGCCCCACUGGCUGCCAGCACACCAUGUGGCAGCCACGGUCCAGAUGCCCACCGGAGUGCCCCGGAGCCCUCCAAGGCCAGCAGUGACCAGAGGGAGGAUGGCAGUACCAGGCCUGAACUGCCCGUGCUGGACAAGGCCAUGGCGGGGGUAGGCAGGAGGCCGCUGCCCAGUCCAGCCCCUCCGCCACCCGGGCGGCUGGAAGCUGGCAGAGCCCCAGAUGAGCCCAGGGGAGGGGGCGCCGGCGGCGUGGUCCGGACACCCCCAGUGGGCAUGAGCGGGCAGGUGGACCGCCUGCGCCCGUCGGCACGCGGCCGUCUGGAGCGGGGCCUGCUGACCACCACGGUGACACUACAGCAGCCAGUGGAGCUGAAUGGCGAGGACGAGCUGGUGUUCACGGUGGUGGAGGAGCUCUCCCUCGGCGGGCUCGCUGGCCCCGGGCGCCCCGCCAGCCUGGCCAGCUUCGGCAGCAGCUGCUCCCUGCAGGCCCUGGCCUCGGGUUCGAGGCCCGUGAGCAUUAUCAGCAGCAUCAACGACGAGUUUGAUGCGUACACGUCGCAGGCCCCCGGUGGCAGUCACGGCUCCUCCAUCAGCUCCUGGCUCAGCGAGGUCAGCGUCUGCACGGCCGAUAGCCUCGGCCCCACACCGCGGCCCCCCUCCAGGGCCAGCCCGGACCCUUUCAGCCCCGACUCGCCAGCCGGCCCCGGCCCUCUGCACCCCCCUGUCCUGGACAGCCCCCUAGAGGUCCGCAGCUUUGUGUUCUCAGAAUACGACAAACCGGACGGUCCUGGCCGUGUGGCUGGCACAGCCCCCACCCAACCUGGCAGGGUGCCCCAGGACACGUCUCCACUGGGGGCAGCCCCAACACAGACCAUCCACUCCAGCCUUCCCCGCAAGCCCAGGACUACCUCCAUGGCUGGCCGCGCGGGCUGCCCUCGCCUGGCCCUGAGCCCGCCUGGCCCUGGAGGCCUGUUUGAGGACCCCUGGCUGCUCCGUGCAGGUGAAUGUGGCCCACUCCAGGUGGCCUCUGCCAGCAGGUCCCCCAGCCCAGCCCCAGUGCUGGCUUGUGCACAGAGGGUGGUGGACGGCUGUGAGGUAGCAGUCCGCAGGCCAGAGGCCGUGGCUCAGAUCCCACCAUUGCGGAGGGGGGCCACUACACUGGGUGUGACCACGCCUGCCACAUCCUGUGGGGACGUUCUGGCGGAGGCAGUGAUCUGCUCGGGCCGCCCAAAGGCCGCCCCCAGCAGCAAGAAGAGUGUGGCUCCCAAGGGGGGCCCUGUCCCGAGGCCCAGCGGGGUGGCCCCACCAGCCCCACCCGUGCGUAAGUCCAGCCUGGAACACAAGUCCAGCCCUGCACCAGCCCCUUCCCCAGCUGGGGGGCUGACUCGGGCCGGGGCUGCCACCCUUCUCCGGGGGGAAGAGGAAGGCAGGCCCAGUGGCCGGUCUGACCACUCCAUCUCCAGGGCCACGUCCAGCCUGAAGGCCCGGGCUGGCAGGGCAGAGGCCACAUUCCGUCCAGCUGCCCAUGGGUCUCUGGAGCGGUGUGAGGGCCUGGCACUCGGCAGCAGCAAGGCCAGGGACGCCACUGCGAGGCCAGCCCGGGCAGUACCCAGGUUGGGUGUGCCACCCUCCAGCCCUGUGUCCGGGCCCACUUCUGCCUGUAGGGCCAGCCCGGCCAAGAGUGUGGGGGCCCCUAAACCUCCAGCUGGUGGGGGCAAGAGCCGCAGCCUGGCCACCAGUGGGUCAAGGGCUGUGGGUGCUCCUGUGAAGCCACUGGCCCCUGUGGCAGGCAGGACCCCCGGUGGUCCUGUGACAGGUCCCAGGGCGGCCCCACGAGUGACACCUGGCAUCGGGGCCAAGGCUAGCCGGGGCACCAUCAUGGGCACUAAGCAGGCGCUCCGGGCCACUCACAGCCGAGUUAACGAGCUGGCAGCCAGCGGAGCCCCCGGCAGAGGUGGCGCCUCCUGGGGCUCAGCCGACUCGGACAGUGGCAAUGACAGCGGGGUGAACAUGGGCAGGGAGCGGCCACCUGCGGGCCCUGCGCUGCCCUCUCCCUACAGCAAGGUGACGGCCCCACGGCGGCCCCAGCGCUACAGCAGCGGCCACGGCAGCGACAACAGCAGCGUGCUGAGCGGGGAGCUCCCGCCGGCCAUGGGCCGCACCGCCUUGUUCUACCACAGCGGUGGCAGCAGCGGCUACGAGAGCAUGAUGCGGGACAGCGAGGCCACCGGCAGUGCGUCCUCUGCCCCCGACUCCAUGAGCGACAGCGGGGCUGCCUCCCCGGGCUCCCGCUCCCGAAGCCUCAAGUCCCCCAAGAAGAGGGCCACAGGUCUGCAGCGGAGACGGCUGAUCCCUGCCCCGUUGCCGGACACUGCUGCCCUGGGCCGCAAGCCCAGCCUCCCCGGGCAGUGGGUGGACCUGCCCCUGCCCCUUGCUGGCUCACUGAAGGAGCCCUUUGAGAUCAAGGUGUACGAGAUUGAUGACGUGGAACGUCUGCAGCGGCACCGCCCACCCCCAAGGGAGGAGCUGGCCGAGCCCUCCCAGGAUGUGGAGAAGGGCCUGGGGUGUGUCAGUGCGAAGCUGAGGCUGGCUGAGCGCAGGCAGCAGAGGCUGCGGGACGUGCAGACCCGGCAUGAGCUGCUCUGCGAGGAGCUGGCCGAGACACAGGGCCGGCUGAUGGUGGAGCCUGGCCGCUGGCUGGAGCAGUUCGAGGUGGACCCUGAGCUGGACCCCGAGUCGGCCGAGUACCUGGUGGCCCUGGAACGUGCCACAGCCGCCCUGGAGCAGCAUGUGAACCUGUGCAAGGCCCAUGUCAUGAUGGUGACCUGCUUUGACAUCAGUGUCACCACCCCUGCUGCCACUCCGGGGCCACAGGAGGUGGACGUCUGAGCCUGGGCAGCAGGACUCAGGAAAGGGACGCGUAGGGUUGUGAGGAUGGGACGUGGGGUGGAGUGAGAAUGUGGUGGGGGCUGGAGGGACGAGGACGCAGGGGGCCAGUGCAGGACGGGGUUCCAGUGGUGAUGGAGCAUGAGGGAGGGCGGGGCCGACCGAGUGGUGUAGGCGGGAGUGAGUGCACGAGACAGGUGACGUCGCCACCCAGACGGCAGCUCAAGUGCCUUUAACCUGAACUUCUUGGACUUCUUUUUGCGUUUGGUGCUAAGGACCCGGGACAGCAGCAGGUGUGCCCAGGCUCCCGGUGGGGGACGGGGAGGGGACUGGCUGUGUGACAGGCAAAGAGGGAGGUCUUGCCUCUUUACAGCCGAGCAGCUUCCUGCAGCAGCAGCGGGGUCCCGGCCCCUUUCAGGCUUCAGAUUGCUUUCCCUUCGCAGCAGUCUCUUGGCAGAGCCCACCUUAAAGGGUCUCAGGCCCCUUGGUCAGCACGCAGCUGCUUCUGCGGGUCUUGCUAGUGGGGUCCUCCUGCCCCGAGGACCUGCUCUGUCCUGAGGACAUGGGAGGGCAGUGCCCCAGGGCUGAACCCAAGUCACAUGUCGCCUUUUUCCACGGCAGGAAUUCUUACCAAAACCACAAGCAAAAAAACAAAACCAACACACAAAAAAAAUGGAGAGAGAAGGGUUUUGUAAGGUUCUGUUAGGUUCAUAUUUUUAUAUCAUUUUGCCUAUAAGCGGUCUUUGCAGUGGGAAUUUGAAAACAAAUGCUCUAUGUUUUUAUGGUUUUCUAUGGAGGUGUCCCUCAGGCUGGGCUCUUUCUGGGGGGCACCCUGGGCAAUCCUCAGGAGGCAUUUCCCAAGUGCAGACCAGGGGUGAGUCCGCCAACAUGGCAUUUCCGUCACAAUGGGCUGUUUUCUGGCUGUUGUGCGUUUUCUAGGGGUGUCCACAACUUUGUACACAUGUGUACAUAACAUCUCGCUAUAGCUUUUAUUUGUGAAUAAAAGAC